Messenger RNA from Dalotia coriaria, 2982 nucleotides. It is a transcript of the gene gem, whose product is annotated as transcription factor CP2 like gemini. Bases 1 to 1971 code for a protein of 656 amino acids. The transcript has 10 exons. Gene Ontology annotation, biological process: regulation of transcription by RNA polymerase II. NCBI's taxonomy places the organism in Eukaryota, Metazoa, Arthropoda, Insecta, Coleoptera, Staphylinidae. The record is from RefSeq and is a predicted model, not a curated record. Gene Ontology annotation, molecular function: RNA polymerase II cis-regulatory region sequence-specific DNA binding; DNA-binding transcription activator activity, RNA polymerase II-specific. Gene Ontology annotation, cellular component: nucleus.
AUGGAACUCCAAAUCUACGACUGUAACAUUGUUGACAAUCAUAACAACAUCGGCAUGGAUGAGUACUUCAACUGGACGAAUGCGAUCAAGAUCGACGAGGGCGCGCAUACCGGCAAGCUGAAGAAGCGCAAGUGCGCUGAUUACGCCGGUGACAACGAGGAGGCGCACAAGCUGCGCAAAAAUGGCGACGACAAGCAUGGCGCCGACGAGCGGAAGCUCACCAACGGGCAUGGCCAGCCGAACAACAGCGCCACCAACGGCACGAACGUCAACACGCAGAAUGUCAAUGUUAACGGCACGUCCAGAAUGCCGCAAUGGCAAGUCGACGACAUAACCGACCUGAACGCCGAUAUCGAAGGCUCUUUCAACGGCCUCACCAGCGGCGAUCACUCUAAUAAUUCAUUCAAUAUGAGUGAGGCUAUUUUAUCAUUGUCCAACAUGGCAGUUCUUAAACAGGAGGCUCCUUCACCACCCAAUGAUUAUCGCCAGCAGGCACACAGCCCAAAUAACCAGCAUUCGAUGAAUCAAGAGAACAGCAAUGGCGAUCAGGGGACGAACGCCAUGUUGAAUGCCACCAUUCAACAGUUAUUAUCGCACAGUGGAUUUAAUUCGACUCCCAAUGCAAUUGAAGGACAUGCAUUAAACGCAUCCAAUCAGGACUCGUAUGGAUUUGCGGAAGACUGCAGAUUCCAAUAUGUCCUUGCUGCCGCCACCAGCAUCGCAACAAAACUCAAUGAAGACACUUUAACUUACCUGAACCAAGGACAAAGUUAUGAAAUCAAGUUAAAGAAGUUAGGAGAUUUGUCCAUGUAUAGAGGAAAGCUGCUUAGGAGCGUUAUUAAAAUUUGUUUCCACGAACGACGCCUGCAAUACAUGGAAAAGGAACAGAUGACGUCCUGGCAGCAGUCACGACCCGGCGAUCGCAUCCUCGAAGUGGACGUGCCACUUUCCUACGGCUUGUGUAACGUUCAGCAACCCAACAAUGCACUAAACACAGUGCAAUUCAGUUGGGACCCAACUAAAGAAGUUGGUGCCUACAUAAAGGUUAAUUGUAUUUCCACUGAAUUCACACAAAAGAAACAUGGCGGCGAGAAAGGCGUACCUUUCCGCAUCCAGGUGGAGACUUACCAAGCCGGGGACGCUUUUGACUCCCCGAAACGUCUCCACGCCGCUGCGUGCCAAAUCAAAGUCUUUAAACUGAAAGGCGCAGAUCGCAAACACAAACAGGACAGGGAGAAGAUCCUCAAGAGGAGUCUCACUGAACAGGAGACGUACCAACCGAGUUAUGAAUGUACCGUUUUGAACGAUAUACCGAACGAUUUAUUGCCUUCAACUCCGCCUAUUGUCGCACCAUACUCACCAGACAGUGGUAAUCAAGCGCCAGCGUUUCAAAAUGUGCAGAUAGAUGAAGCGAUGGUUUCUCUAUCGCCUGCGUCGUCCCACCACAGCGAGAAGCAACCGGAGGUUGAAACUGGAAUAGUUGUGGAUAGCUUACUUCCAGCUUCUAAUCCUCAACAAACCGUCACUUGGUUGAAUACCAAUCGCUUCGAGAAGUUUGUGUCAACUUUUACAAACUUUUCCGGCGCCGAUAUGCUGCGCAUGAGCCGCGAUGACUUGAUUCAGAUCUGUGGACACGCCGAAGGCAUUCGGCUGUAUAAUGGGUUGCAUUCUAAGACAGUAGCACCCAAAUUAACACUCUACAUGUGCAAAGAAAACUCAACAGUUUUCAACGCAAUUUUUCUCCAACGCUUGAGCAAUCACGAACUCAUCCAGAAAUUAUCAGCGUUGUUGAACGUCCAAGCAGAUAACGUCAAAGACAUCUACGUGCAUGGCCCGCAGAUGAUCCACGUGCAGCUUAAUUCUGAGAUGAUGCAACAUCUUAAAGAUGAAACAAUGUUCAACGUUGAGAUUAUCAACAGCAACUCCGAUGGGAAGUUUGUUAUCUUAUUGAAACCCAUCAAUAAGAACUAAUGUAUGCAACCAUACAUACAGAAAUACAUAAUUAGAGCUUAAACGUAUUAGAAAUGUCAGAAAAAUGACAGCCAUAUAUAAAAUGAUUACAAAAUGGCGGAAGACCAAAGCACUUAAACUCACCUAACUUAAUAUACGUUAAUUACUUGUUAAAUUGUGCAUGAAAUGAUGGAUUAUGAGAACAUUAUCUUAUCUCUAUAAUAAUAUUUACUUGUUGCUAGGUUAUCUAUGAUAUUUGAUUGUUGUAAAUGUUUUUUGUUUACUCGUUUGAAUUAAAACUGGUUACAUCUGUACUUUUAACUAGUUUCGAGAGGUUUUAUCAAGUGAUUCAAAUUGAUUGUCUUUUAUUUUAACUUUCCAAGUUUAAUUUUACUUUAUGCUAAUUUUUACGGAGGUGUAAUUAAUAUUAAACAAUAUUUUAGGUUUAAAGUGAAUAUUAAGUAUAAUUGUAUAUUUUAAGAUGAUUACGACUGCAAUACCAUGCAUUUAAAAUGAUUGUCGCGAUGAUUGCGCAAUCAGCUAAAGGAAAGUUAAGUUUUAUAUAGCUUUGUAGAUGAUUUUCGUUGGUUUUACGUUUUAUUUAGCAUUCUAGAGAGUUGUGAGGCAAGAAUUCAUGCAUAUCUUUAAACUAGCGUCGUUUGAUGCAAUUUUAUUUUAUAUACUUGUAAGCUGCUAACAAAAUUGUUUUUGAUUCGCUUUAUUAGUGUGCUAUGUUAACAAUGUUUUAAGUUUAAGCCCACUCAAGAAUUAGUGCUAUUAUUUUGUACCUAAGAUAAUUUUAAUAUUGUUUUGAGGAGAUUUUGUACAGCAAACGUUUUUAGCUGCAGAUUGAGUUAAAAUCUUUAAAUAUUUUAUAACGUGUUAAAGUUUAUAAAUAGAUCUCCGGGAAUUUAAAGAGAUUAACUUAAGAGACAAUGCAAUGGGUGCGAUUUGUAUUGAUAUGGUGGUGCCAUUCAUUUGUAUUAUGUAUAUUUACUUUGUUAUUAAUUAAUUAUAAAAUAAUUUCAUCAA